UUCAGAUCACUUUGUGUGGUCUAUUUUGAUUGGCUCUGAUUGACUGAGUGUGAACGAAAAAAAAGAUGCCGAGUGGUAACGAAGAGUUCGAGCGAUUGAAGCGGGAGGCGAUGGUGAGUGGGAACAAGGGCGCCAACAGCGACCUCCCCUCAGUCUUCAUUCCAAACACGGUGUUCGCUUUCUUAGGGGGAGUGAUAGCUGCCUACUACAUGUUCAGGGGCUUCAAGGCACUCCUUAAUCUCGUCAAGGUGUUCUGCUUCGGUCGAGGAGCUGCAGGAACAGUUGACUUCAAGAAACUAGGCAAGUGGGCAGUAGUCACUGGCGCCACAGAUGGAAUAGGCAAGGCAUAUGCGGAGGAACUCGCAGAUGAGGGCAUGAAUGUAUUUCUGAUGAGUAGAACUCAGUCUAAACUAGACGAAGUGGCCACGGAGAUUGAGAAGGAGAAUAAUGGAGUGGAGACUAAGACGUUGGCUGUCGACUUCUCCAAAACUGACAUCUACGACCAAAUCAGGGACGCCUUGAAGGACCUGGACAUCGGAGUGCUGGUCAACAAUGUCGGCAUGUCUUACACUCAUGCGGAUGAUUACGUAAUGGUGCCAGAGGACAAGCAUGUCGACAUUCUCAACAUCAACUGUAUGUCGGUUGUAAGGAUGAUGUCGAUUGUGAUGCCUGGCAUGAUGGAGCGGAAGAGGGGGGCUAUUAUCAAUAUCAGUUCGGCCAGUGGCAUCCGACCCACUCCCCUGUUGUCCAGUUAUGGGGCCACCAAGGCCUUUGUGGACAGUAUCAGUAAGGCAGUGUCCACAGAGGUUAUCUAUUCGAAAAACCCCAACGUGAUCGUCCAAAGUGUCACGCCUUUCUUCGUCAAAACCAAACUAGCAGGCAUCAAACGCAGUUCCUUUUUUGUCCCAGAGCCGAACUACUUCGCCCAAAGUGCCUUGAACACAGUCGGAGUAUUCGACCACACCUAUGGAUGUCUCUCACAUGAACUGCAAGGAGCAGUAGUCUCGAUUGUUCCGGACUUCAUCUUCCGACUUAUGGCCUAUCGACAACUCCACGCGGCCAAAAUGAAGUUUCUAAAGAAGAAUAAGAAGUCGAAUUAAAUUGGAAGGAAAAUCGUUUUUUGAAAGAGUGAAAAGCGUGUAAACGAAAGCUUUCUAAAGAAUAUGUAAUCAGAUUGGUAUGCGUGAAAAGCUAAUCUUCGUUUGAUUUUCCAGUGUGAAAUUUUUACUACCUCGAAAUAUUAGUGAUUCGUCGGAAGUACUGCUUACUGUUUAAUAAAAACUAAAUUACGUGAAAUUUUGGAUGUCUGAGUUUGAAUAUAUACUUUAAUGAUUAUAUUACCUGAUGAGCGGUGAUUCGUUCCUUCAAAAUAUCGACCAUUCCUCCUGAAGGUAUCUUGAUUUUAAUCAGUUGUUUCCUUUAUAAUAUAUCACAAUUCUACCCCUGUCUGUAAUUGGCUUACAAAAUUAAAAGAGUUUAUAUUGUUA
Molecule: messenger RNA, 1487 nt
Organism: Symsagittifera roscoffensis
Lineage: Eukaryota; Metazoa; Xenacoelomorpha; Acoela; Convolutidae
Product: very-long-chain 3-oxoacyl-CoA reductase-like
Exons: 5
Coding region: 66-1100 (344 amino acids)
Cellular component (GO): endoplasmic reticulum
Molecular function (GO): oxidoreductase activity
Source: RefSeq, a predicted model, not a curated record